Messenger RNA from Phodopus roborovskii (desert hamster), 1005 nucleotides. It is a transcript of the gene Sft2d1, whose product is annotated as SFT2 domain containing 1. NCBI's taxonomy places the organism in Eukaryota, Metazoa, Chordata, Mammalia, Rodentia, Cricetidae. The coding region runs from base 76 to 555 and encodes 159 amino acids. The record is from RefSeq and is a predicted model, not a curated record. Gene Ontology annotation, cellular component: membrane. Gene Ontology annotation, biological process: vesicle-mediated transport. The transcript has 8 exons.
GCCGGCCGGAGCGUGAAAGUGCGGGCUCCCGGCUUCCGGGUGUGCGUGCGUGCGGGGCGUCCGGAGCGCGGGGCCAUGGAGAAGCUGCGGCGCGUCCUGAGCGGCCAGGACGACGAAGAGCAAGGCCUGACGGCGCAGGUCCUGGACGCCUCGUCCCUUAGCUUCAACACCAGAUUGAAGUGGUUCAUCAUAUGCUUUGUUGCUGGCGUUUUCUGUUCGAUCCUUGGAACUGGUUUGCUGUGGCUUCCCAAUGGCAUAAAACUUUUUGCAGUAUUUUACACCCUUGGAAACCUUGCGGCCCUGGCCAGUACAUGCUUUUUAAUGGGACCUCUGAAGCAGCUGAAGAAAAUGUUUGAAACAACAAGAUUGCUCGCCACAGUUAUCAUGCUUUUGUGCUUUGUGUUCACCCUGUGUGCUGCUCUGUGGUGGCGGAAGAAGGGGCUGGCCUUACUCUUCUGCAUCCUGCAGUUCCUGUCGAUGACUUGGUACAGUCUGUCCUACAUCCCAUAUGCAAGGGAUGCAGUGCUCAAGUGCUGCUCAUCGCUCAUCGGUUGAAGGUUGCGUCUGUGCAGGAGAGGAGCUUGGGGAUGGCGCAGAUGUGUGUGAUGUACAGGGACCACUCCAGAGGCGGCUGCGGUAGCGGCCUCAGACCACACCAUGUACCGGUGAACUGCGUUUAUGUAGCUCUCCGUUCCCUGGCCAUUAACCUGUGCUUCCAGAGAUAAGGAGACCGUAAUCAUCGCCUCUUGUAAAUAAUUUUUACUCAGUUUUUAACCUUUACAGACAGCUUCUGAAAUGUGAAUUUUAAGGUAUAAACCUGUAUUGUAAGAUAUAUAUACUCAUCUCAUUUGGGUUUUUAAAUGGUCUACAAUUUUAAAAGAUUUUUUUUAACUUUAAAAAUGUGAAACUUUAUAUAUAUAUAUAUGCUUAAAAUUACUUACUGCAUAUAAUAAAAAGUAAUAUAUGUAUCUACAGUUUUGAAAUAAACCUGCUCCUGGAAAUGUA